This is a messenger RNA of Lathyrus oleraceus (garden pea), 639 nucleotides long. Its product is annotated as serine carboxypeptidase-like 20. Gene Ontology annotation, molecular function: acyltransferase activity, transferring groups other than amino-acyl groups; serine-type carboxypeptidase activity. The record is from RefSeq and is a predicted model, not a curated record. The coding region runs from base 146 to 445 and encodes 99 amino acids. The transcript has 6 exons. NCBI's taxonomy places the organism in Eukaryota, Viridiplantae, Streptophyta, Magnoliopsida, Fabales, Fabaceae. Gene Ontology annotation, biological process: proteolysis; secondary metabolic process.
UCCGGCUUGCGUUAACGACGAGGUUGCCAGGAAUUGGUUGAACAAUCUAGAGGUCAGGAAAGCUAUUCACACUGCAGAGGAAAGUGUAGUUAGGAGAUGGGAGUUAUGUACAUUCCAGCUUGAAUACGAUCAUGAUCUAGGGAGUAUGAUUCCUUACCACAAGAAUCUUACUUCAAAAGGAUACUCAGCAUUGAUAUUUAGUGGUGAUCAUGACAUGUGUGUCCCAUUUACCGGAACGGAAGCAUGGACAAGAUCACUUGGAUAUAAGAUUGUUGAUGAAUGGAGACCAUGGUUAAUCAAUGAUCAAGUUGCAGGGUUUAUACAAGGAUAUGCCAACAAUCUCACAUUUCUGACUAUAAAGGGAGCUGGACAUACUGUUCCAGAAUAUAAACCAGAGGAGGCAUUGUACUUUUACAAACAUUUUUUGGAUGGAACUCCUAUAUAAGAAAUAAGAAACUAGAGAAAGAUAGUUGUUUCAAAUUAUUAUUAUAUACUUGAUGGACUAGUUCACAAGUGUAUGAAGAAAAUAAGUUAUUUCAUUAUUCACUUUGUAUCUUUCAAACAUUACACCUUUUUAAACAAGUGUAACUUCAUUGUAUCUUUUGUCUUCCUAUUUAUCUAUACUAACAAAUUUAAUCA